Messenger RNA from Labrus mixtus (cuckoo wrasse), 1281 nucleotides. RefSeq names its product chromatin target of PRMT1 protein-like. The transcript is spliced from 8 exons. The record is from RefSeq and is a predicted model, not a curated record. NCBI's taxonomy places the organism in Eukaryota, Metazoa, Chordata, Actinopteri, Labriformes, Labridae. The coding region runs from base 270 to 959 and encodes 229 amino acids.
AAAAUAGCUCCAGUGUCUGCUGUCACUUAUAGUUCAGACAGUUCGCAGACCAUGAACGUGACCAGGUGUGAACAGGUGUAUCCACUCGGCACGGCAGGAAAGCAUUGUUUCAUUGCGGACACAGUUAAUCUCUGUUAACGUUUUGCGCUGCGGAGGCAUCUUCUGACAAGGUAGCAAAUCUCGACAGAACACCGCGUCUGACGGGAGCGUGACUAGCGGUUAUUCCCGUUAAAGAUAAGCGAACAUUCAGACAUUUUAUCCAGGAGAGAAUGAAUCACACGAUGGAUUCAUCCAGACAGCAGUCAUUUUUCCUGAGAAGUACCACAGCAGUGUCUCUCCAUGAGCGCUUCUCUCAGGUUCUGACAGACCAGCUGACCCAGUCCAUGACGGUGACCCUUGACCCCAUCAUGCUGCAGCAGAUGGGGGGUGGUGACGCUCCGCAGGUUCUCCUGCUGCUGAAGAGCGGGCAGCCCACACCGCUCCACCUGCAGGCGGGUGUUUCAUUGGUGAGGAGGAGGAGCGUCUGGACGCGACUUGGCUGGCAGCCGGUGACUCGGCGUCUCUCGAUCCGCAGACCUCGAGGUUUCUGGAGCUUCAGGAACAAAUACAGAUGGAGAGCCAGGUUCACCUCCAGGAGUGGAGGGGACCUGCGCAGUCGACUCGGGCAGCGUCGCCUCCUGAGGAAAAGAAACUUCAAGAAGCUGACGGCAGCUCCAACACAACUCAGCAUGUACCUGCACGGGGGCGGGGCCAACAACCACAGAGGGCGGGGCUGGAACAGAAGCGCCGUUCCAACCAGGAAGCAGCUGGACGCCGAGCUGGACGAUUACAUGUCUCUGUCCAAGAGACGACUCGACCAAGAGCUGGACCGAUACAUGUCCAUGACCAAGAGCCGGCUGGACGCUCAGCUCGACGAGUACAUGGCCAUGGCAGGGGACACGGACCUCACCUGGGACUGAGGAGGCGGGGCCACGCUGGCCUCACCUGGGACUAAGGGGGCGGGAACACACAAACUUCUCCCGGGACUCAGAGGGAGGUAGGACAGGUUUGGAUGUUUGAUAAUUUGAUUUAGCUGCUGAAGCUCAUUACCGGUUCAUGUAUAAAAACAGGUGUGACAGGUCAGUGAUGUCACAGGGGUCAGAGCGUGAUUGAUCUCAGGUCAUCAUUUCGUCCCUUUGAACUGAAACAGGAAGUUGUGUUUAUAGAAACUACAUGUUUCUGUAGUUUUUGGUUGUCAUCCCUUUAACUGCUCUGAGACUCUGUGUGUACUUCACUGACCUC